This is a messenger RNA of Batrachochytrium dendrobatidis JAM81, 1506 nucleotides long. RefSeq lists its product as uncharacterized. Gene Ontology annotation, cellular component: spliceosomal complex. Gene Ontology annotation, molecular function: nucleic acid binding. The coding region runs from base 1 to 1506 and encodes 501 amino acids. Gene Ontology annotation, biological process: mRNA splicing, via spliceosome. The record is from RefSeq and is a predicted model, not a curated record. Lineage: Eukaryota; Fungi; Chytridiomycota; Chytridiomycetes; Rhizophydiales. The transcript is spliced from 7 exons.
AUGAAGCGACAUGCUGCAGCAGUAUUUGUACAUGACGGUACGGAAAGUGACAGUGAUGGAAUAGAUGAUGAUAACCAUUCAAAACGAUCUCGAAAGGAUGAAUUGAUUCUGGAAAUCGAAGGUUCUGAUAUCAAGACUCAUGAGGACGGAAUCAGGAAAAUUAAAGACAAUACUACUUUAGUAAUUCCGCUGAUUCGACAAAAUGUUUGGAGAACCAAGGAAUCUCUGACUGCAACAAACAAUUCAUUGGACUGCAUCAAAACUCCUGAACCCGAGGCAUCUCGUCCAUUAUUUCCAUCAGAGCAACAGCUAGGAUUUGGAUUACAGGUCAUGGAAAAGGUUGCAAUGUCGACUACAAACAAUGCAUCGGAUCUGCCAAUGGAAGUAGAUCAAAAUGUUGAGCCCAGUCCAAAAUUGUCGAUUCAGGAACAAGCUCUCAAAGAAAUAAUGGACGAGGCAGAUGGGAAAAAACCAGUCUCUGAAUCCAUGCAGAUUCAUAUACCCAUCUUGGCACAAAAUGCCGUUCCAGGUGCUGCAAAUCUACAAUCAGAUCUGGAGAAAUAUCGACAUGAUAUUGCACUUCGUCCAGAUGAGUGUACGCUGGAUGAUUAUAAACGUGUGCCCAUUGAUAAUUUUGGAGAGGCAAUGCUGCGUGGAAUGGGCUGGUCCGAUGGUAAAGCUAUUGGGAAAAAUUCAAAUGGGCUGCUAACUCCUGUUGUGGUAAAACCACGACCACAUUUGCUUGGCCUAGGAGCAACUCCUGCUCCAAUUCUAGAACAUAAACAGAAAAAAUACAUUCGUCCUGGCGAAAAGCGACUGCCUGAUCCUUUAGCAGAGCCCGAGAUUGUCAAAUCUACCAACGUCCCAAGAGAACGAAAAAAUAGCUCUCAUGACAAAGUUGGAAACACCUCGUCAUCACAUAAAGAUGGAAUUUCUGCAGAUACCAUGGUACAAAUAAACGACGGGAGAUAUUCAGGAUUAAAGGGAAGCGUUGUUGAAGUCAAAGAGAAACCGUCAGGGCAUGUAGUCAAGGUUAAAUUAACAAAGAGCCAAGAAAUAGUACGUGUAUGGAAAGAUCAAGUGUCUGUAGUAAAAACAAGCUCGCACUCUUUCCGACACUCUGAUCAAAACACUAUCUCAUGGCUAAAAACCCAUAUUCGUGUACGAAUUAUAAGCAAAUCGUAUCGAAAAGGACGAUUCUAUAACUGCAAGGCAGUGAUUGAUGAUGUACUUGGAAAGGAAGAAUGUGUCGUACGUGUAGAUGGCACUGGAGAGCUUUUGGAUGAUAUCUGUCAGCGUCAUUUGGAAACCUAUAUUCCAAGUACAGGAAAACGUGUUUUGAUUGUAGCGUACAAGGAUCCCUCUUUUAAAGGAGCGGUUGCGACACUUUUGGAGAAACAAAAUGAUAAAAAUCUAGCCAUUGUGCAAUUAGAAAGAGAUUUUUCAAUCGAGGUAAUAGCAUUUGUAUUGACAGGCUACUUUUUAUAUACAAAACUGCUAAUUUGA